GGAGUGAGACUCGGGGAAAAUGGGGUGAGAAGAGCAAGCAAUGAGAAUCUUGAAUCGAUUGGAGAAUAAAGGUAUGAGAGGAUGUAAGUGAGAGAGAGAGAGAUCUUAGAGAGUGAAGUUGAUACUUUGUAGGGAUGGAGUCAGAAAAUCCGAUCCCCCCACCCACCGGAGUAAAUGCUCUAUUUAUAGGACACAUUGCGGUGGGUGCACAUUUAAUGUGACAUGACUGCUACAUGUGUCAGACGUUUAGGUCAUGCUUUAGGCCAUAAUUAUACCUAGGACUAGGAUGUGACAGUUCCUUUGGAGGACACGCUCCAUGUAUUGCGCGAGCGUGUCCUCUUUAGCGUCGAAGUCAUUGGCCACCGUCAUUCCUGCCAAGAUGGCCUCGUACUCGGCUGCAUUGUUUGUUUUCAACGCUCUGAAUCAUAUUGCUAUUUCGUGGACGACGCUUGUCAGGGUGCACACGACGACUCCCGCCCCGGCUGCAUGUUUGUUUGCCGCGCCGUCCACGUAUACCUCCCAUACUCCUUCUGGUGUUGUAUCGAGAGUGACUCCUUUGGCGAUGAAAUCUGCCAGUAUCUGCGCUUUUAUUGCUGGUCUUGGAGCGUAUUGGAUGUCGAACUCUGACAACUCGACCGCCCAUUUAACCAUUCUCCCUGACACUUCCAUUGAGGUCAAGAUCUUCUUUAGCUGAAGGUUGGCCAGGACGGUGAUCGAAUGUGCUUGGAAAUAGGGGCGUAAUUUUUGCGACGCGCUCACUAGUGCCAGAGCGGCCUUCUCUAUCGGGAAUACCUUGUUUCCGCGCUAACCAGAGUUCGCGAUGUGUAAUACACGGGCCGCUAAGUC
Linum trigynum is the source of this 846-nucleotide messenger RNA. NCBI's taxonomy places the organism in Eukaryota, Viridiplantae, Streptophyta, Magnoliopsida, Malpighiales, Linaceae. The record is from the annotation of a GenBank genome assembly.